AUGAUAGAAUCACCAAGGAACAACAAAUCAAACGAUAUUUCAGAGUAUAAUAUCCUGCCAACCUAUGAACAUGUGGGUAACUUUGAAGCCUUUGUGGUUACAAGCAGCAACAAGCUAGCCAAAAACACCAGAGAAAACAUUCUCCAGCUUCGAUAGCAGCAGAUCAAGGCAACAAAUGAAAUGAAGAUGAAACUUAAGCUGCCUCAGAUGCCAGUUUCAAACACCAAUAAGUUUCCUUCAAGAGGAAACCUAAGGAAAUUGAACUAGUCUUUCUAUAUAGGUUAAUAGAACUUAAAGGAUCUGUAUACAAAAAGAUAGUUGAAAACUUUGGAAAAGCCCCUGGAUCUCAGUUUUAUGGCUGAUAGCAAAAAUCAGUUCUUUACAAGGAAUCUUGCCAAAACAUUUCAUAUCGAUUCCAAAGGAAAUCAUUAGGCUUCUGUUGAUGGGAAGAUAAAGGUUUAAAAUUAGAAAGAAGUACUUCAUCAUAUUCUUAACUCGCCUGAUUAUUUUAAUAACUAAACGCCUAUCAAUUAGUCUUCUUAUAUCAGACUAAGUGAAUUAACAAACAGGAAAUCUUCCCUAGCAACAUAGAGGCCCUCUCAAUAUUCUUAGUACAUAUUCAAGGAAAAAUAUAAUACUAAUGCGAAUAUCAUAGAGAAUGAUGAAGCACCUAUGACACUGGAGAACACAAAAGUCAGAUCUAGACUAGAUAAUUUCAAGGCAGUUAUAAACUUAGAUCACAAGGGGGUUUUCAAGAAUACCUCCCCUAUUAAUGUGAGGAAGAAUUCUGGUAACAGGGAUGGCAAAGGAAAUACGCAAUAUUACAGGUAUUUGAUGAUGAAAAGUCAUGAUAGAGAAGUAAAAGACAAAAUUAAAUCUAAUAGGGCAAACAUGGUAAUUAAAGAUCGGUUUUUGACAACACUAGAUCAUGCCAAGUAUGAUUCAUUAAUAAUUCAAUCUAUCAAGACAUCAAACAUCAUUAAAUAGAGCAAUUCAAGAACCUAAAUAGAGCCACACAAGCAGAAUCUAACUCUACUGGUUAAGUUAAACUCACCUGAUGAACUCAAGAGUGCAAACAGAUCAAAUAUUACAUCUAGAUAUAAGCAUGCAAGGCAAAGUAGUCAAGAUAACUAAAGGAAUUCAAAUUGUAAUUUACAAGAUGAAGACAUGCAUAUGAGAAAUAAUUAAACAGCAAAUAGUCCUGUAGAUGGUGCUUAGCUUUAAAUAGGAGAGCAUGUAGUGAGUAAAAGUGGAAUAUUUCAAUUCAAUAGUAAAAUCAUCAAUAGCAAUGAUAAAGAUAAUAGUAAUAUUUCAAAUAGUAAGCCAAGGAAAAAUAAUAAAAAGCGUCCAAAUAAAAUCUAGAAAAAAUAGCAGGACAUUAUAAAUACAAUAGAUAAAUUUUCAACUGAUAAUAAAUCAGAUUAAAAUAUUUCGAUGAUCAUUCAUAGUGAUAUAGAUACCUUAUCUCGUGAAAGACUAUUACCAGAGGUUUCUUUUGUAAACAUCAAACUGCCUUCAUUGGCAGCCUAAGGGCUUUAGAAACUUGAGUAAAAUAAGGUCAAAUUUAGUUAGCUUGCCAAAUCUUAUCGCAAUAGUAUUGAGAAGUGGGGUAAAUACGAAAAGGACUGGCAUUACUGGUUGGAGAACUUCGAAAAACAACAUUAUCUGAAAUAUCCAUACCCUCCCAAUAAGUAGGAACUGUUAAUUCAUUUGAUCCUGCUUUAGAACAUGAUUAACAAUUUAGAAAUGGGCCCUCCUAAAAAGGAAUCUAUUAGAAAAGCUUAUUAAAGAGCCAUGGAAAGAGUUAAUAGGAUGAGAUUAGCUGCUAAUAAAGACGUAUUUGAACAGAGAAAAUUGUAUUCUAUAAAGGAAGAACUAGAUGAUUUAUAUAGAUUAUUGUGCUUUUGA
Stylonychia lemnae is the source of this 1908-nucleotide messenger RNA. NCBI's taxonomy places the organism in Eukaryota, Ciliophora, Spirotrichea, Sporadotrichida, Oxytrichidae. The record is from the annotation of a GenBank genome assembly.